CUGUCAUUCCGGCUCUGACACCAAGGCAAGAGGCUAGGAGGCCUACAUAUAGCAUCUGGGUAGCUGGUGUGAGUACGGAGGGUCCUGGGUGGGGGCGCUUAGCCCCCAAGGAAGAGGACCAGUCUUCCUCCAGCACCACCAUCAAGGUCUCAGGGGCUCCCUCUUCCUCCACAGACAGUGGCCUGACUUAGGGAGUCCCAAACGAUGACAGAAAAGGAGGUGCUGGAGUCCCCUAAGCCCUCCUCCCCAGCAGAGACUCGGCAAAGUGGGCUACAGCGGCUGAAGCAGUUAUUCAGGAAGGGGUCCACAGAGACAAAGGAGAUGGAGCUUUCCCCAGAGCCCCAGGCCAAUGGGGAGGCAGUGGGAGCUGGGGGUGGGCCCAUCUACUACAUCUAUGAGGAAGAAGAAGAAGAGGAGGAGGAGGAGGAGCCACCCCCAGAACCUCCUAAGCUUGUCAACGAUAAGCCCCACAAGUUCAAAGAUCACUUCUUCAAGAAGCCAAAGUUCUGUGAUGUCUGUGCCCGGAUGAUCGUUCUCAACAACAAAUUUGGGCUUCGCUGUAAGAACUGCAAAACCAACAUCCAUGAACACUGUCAAUCCUAUGUGGAGAUGCAGAGGUGCUUCGGCAAGAUUCCCCCUGGUUUCCGUCGGGCCUAUAGCUCCCCACUGUACAGCAACCAGCAGUACGCUUGUGUCAAAGAUGUCUCUGCUGCCAAUCGCAAUGACCCUGUGUUUGAAACCCUGCGCACUGGGGUGAUCAUGGCAAACAAGGAACGGAAGAAGGGACAGGCAGAUAAGAAAAAUCCUCUAGCAGCCAUGAUGGAGGAGGAGCCAGAGGCAGCCAGACCCGAGGAAGGCAAACCCCAGGAUGGAAACCCUGAAGGAGAUAAGAAGGCUGAGAAGACACCUGAUGACAAACACAAGCAGCCUGGCUUCCAGCAGUCGCAUUACUUUGUGGCUCUCUAUCGGUUCAAAGCCCUGGAGAAGGACGACCUGGAUUUCCCGCCAGGAGAGAGGAUCACAGUCAUUGAUGACUCCAAUGAGGAGUGGUGGCGGGGGAAAAUCGGGGAAAAGGUCGGAUUUUUCCCUCCGAACUUCAUCAUUCGGGUCCGGGCUGGAGAACGUGUGCACCGCGUAACGAGAUCCUUCGUGGGGAACCGCGAGAUAGGGCAGAUCACUCUAAAGAAGGACCAGAUCGUGGUGCAGAAAGGAGACGAAGCCGGCGGCUACGUCAAGGUCUACACCGGCCGCAAGGUGGGGCUGUUCCCCACCGACUUCCUGGAGGAGAUUUAGGCGUGCGGUCGUCCGCCGGCGGGAGAUACCCACGCCCCAUUAUGGGCGGGCCCAGUGGAGGCUUGGGAGGAAAGGGCCGAAGGCAACUGGACUGCUGGCGGGGAGGGGUGGAAGGCCCGCCUGCGCGCGACGGGCUCCUAGCAAAGGACUGGCUCCCGCCUCCUCCCCCGGCCUGGGGCCUCGAAUGCACGGUGCCCCGCGGAGCCCGCGCCCAAAACCCCCCCGGGCCCAGCCUGCGAGAGCUGGGAAAAGAACGCAUCUCCGCUGGGGUGGGGUGCGAAUUGUCGAAUAUUGCGAAUGUAUUAAAGUUUUGACAAAAGUUAGAAAAA
This is a messenger RNA of Carlito syrichta (Philippine tarsier), 1622 nucleotides long. It is a transcript of the gene STAC3, whose product is annotated as SH3 and cysteine rich domain 3. The record is from RefSeq and is a predicted model, not a curated record. Gene Ontology annotation, molecular function: protein binding. The coding region runs from base 205 to 1293 and encodes 362 amino acids. Gene Ontology annotation, biological process: skeletal muscle contraction; positive regulation of protein localization to plasma membrane; positive regulation of voltage-gated calcium channel activity. The transcript is spliced from 12 exons. NCBI's taxonomy places the organism in Eukaryota, Metazoa, Chordata, Mammalia, Primates, Tarsiidae. Gene Ontology annotation, cellular component: extrinsic component of cytoplasmic side of plasma membrane.